Didymodactylos carnosus is the source of this 2663-nucleotide messenger RNA. NCBI's taxonomy places the organism in Eukaryota, Metazoa, Rotifera, Eurotatoria, Philodinida, Philodinidae. The record is from the annotation of a GenBank genome assembly.
AUGGAUACUAAUUUUUUCCAAGGCAAAACUGCUUGUGUUACCGGCGCUGGAAGAGGUUCGUUUUUCCUAAUUAUUAUUACUUUACAUGAACGUUCUUGUUGCUUUGAAACAUUAGGUAUAGGACAAGCUCUCGCUCUUCGUUUGGCGAAACUUGGAUGCAAAGUGAUUGCUAUAAGUAAAACAGAAGCACACUUAAAAGAAUUAGUAUCAAUGGAUAAUACCAUUCGUCCGGUUUGUGUUGAUCUGUCAGAUUGGGCAGCAACAAAAAAUGCUAUUAAAGAGCACUUGCCAAUUCAAUUACUGGUGAAUAAUGCAGCUGUUGCUAUUCUCGAUCCAUUCUUGAACAUAAAAUUAGAGGACGUUGAUACGUUGUUUAAUGUCAAUGUUCGAUCUAUUAUUUGCUUAAGUCAGGAAAUUGUUCGCGAUUUGAUUGAAAGAAAACUUCCUGGUAGUAUUGUAAAUGUAUCGAGUCAAGCAUCCGCAGCAGCUCUGAAAGAUCAUACAGUUUAUUGUGCAACAAAAGCAAGUGUCGACGCUGUUACUCGUAAUAUGGCGCUCGAAUUAGGACCACAUCAAAUUCGUGUAAAUUCCGUUCAGCCAACCGUAGUUUUAACAGAUAUGGGACGUAUAGGAUGGUCUGAUGAGAAAAAAGCCGCAGGAAUGCUUUCAAAAAUUCCGCUUAACAAAUUUGCAGAAGUCGAUGAUGUUGUUGAACCAAUUAUCUUUUUAUUGUCUGAUAAAAGUGGAAUGAUCAAUGGUGUUGGUUUACCAAUAGUUAUCAUCAGUAAUCAUCCAUUGAUGGACACAGCACAAAAUUUAUCACUUGACGAUCAAUCGCUCGCUGCUACUGACUCUGACGAUAACGCACUAAAGUCUUUAGAAAAUAUUCAACAACUUUAUUUACAUUUUCUGUUUAAAUUAAGAAGUGAAAAUAUUGUUGGCGCAAGUGGAACGAGUACAAUAGACGAGUCUAUUAAAAAUCUUGUAGAUUCGUUGUUAGAAACAGUUCUUGACACUUGCAAUAUUUCACCUCAUCAUGACUAUAAAUUCAGAGUCAUUUCUACUGGCUUAGUAAGUUUGAAAUGUUCUUCACAGUUUUUUAAAAAAGUAUACUCAGCCGGACAAGAAGUAGAAGUAGAAAACAUAUUUUUUAUAAAAAGUAACAUCUACUACAAUUGGGAAUCGUUUGAUGAAAUAUUGCAAGUGUCAAGAACUGUUUCUAACAACGAAUCUACAAGAUUUUUAAUAGACUCGUCUAUUGUACGCGUUCCACUUGUGCCAACAAGAUUUUCACUUCUUAAUUUAAUGCACAUGUGUCGAAGACGGUCCAAGGAUUAACGGUAGCAAAUGUUUCACAGAAAUGUUUCACUAGUCAGCUUCCGAUCUUCGCAGUAAGCAGUCGGCAUCUAGUGUCGCUGUCCGUUUGAAAAUAUUUGUAAUGAUUUUUUCACUACUUAUGGACAUAUGUCAUGACGAUAAUGUUUGCUAUUUUGUAUGUGGUUCUUUUUCGUUUUUGUCUUAAGAUACUAUCCCCUACGAGAUGGAAACAUCAGAGGAAACGAAUCUACUUUUAUAAGCAAGUUUGCAUAUUGACUAAGAAAUUAAUUGAGCGAAACACACUUUAUUUUUCGAAAAUAUUUUAUCACAAAAAUUGAAGAAACAGGAAAAGAAAUUGUAAAAACAAUCAGACGAUGUUCCUUAUAUUCAGUUAAAGUAAAAUCGGACAACUUCUGUCACAUAUCGAUACAUAUGGAAAACCGGAAAAUCGAAUACGAAUAGAAUCGAAUUUCGCAUCUUAUCAUUUCUAAUUACCAUUUCUAACUCUCCAUUACUUUAAGCAUAAUCAAACUUAGGAAAAAACAUACGUUCAGCUUUGUCUCAUUUUGUUCAAAUCAGGCGAGAGUAACUUGCCUGUCGUCGUCAUAUAACAAUCACGAUAAUAGAAAUAAAGUAGAACCAAGGAUGUUUUAGGAGUAAAUGUACUUUUGAUCACGAAACAUAUUUAGAUACAAAUGAUCACCAAAAAAAGAUACUUUUGAUCAUCAAAUUUUUCAGCAUGCAUCUCACAUUUUUAUUUCUCAACAAAGUAUAAUGUACAACACAAACAUAUUCAUUGAAAUUUUAACCAAAUGAACAAUAAAGCUGUGCUAACUUUCUUGGGACGCCCUUUUGCUUUUCGUUUGACUAGUAGUUGAAUCAGUGUUUUAUCCCUAACUUGAUACAAGUUAAAUAAAAUUGCUAAUCCAACAGAAUGUUUACACGAAUAUACUAAUAAUGGUAUAAUAAGCCAGCAGAAUUGUUGCCACACCAGAAAAUUAUUGAAUAUAAGCCACCGAUGAGAACGAUAAAUACCUAGCCAAUGAUACAUUCAACAGUUUUCUGGUGUGGCAACAAUUCUGCUGGCUUAUUAUACCAUUAUUAGUAUAUUCGUGUAAACAUUCUGUUGGAUUAGCAAUUUUAUUUAACUUGUAUCAAGUUAGGGAUAAAACACUUAUUCAACUACUAGUCAAACGAAAAGCAAAAGGACGUCCCCCCCAAAAAAUUGCGACAUGGGUUGCUCCGUAUCUGAAUAUUGUUUCAAUAAACCGAACGUCAAAUUUAAACUUUUUUUGCAUGUUUUGUUCUCUAGACGUUGCUGUUCCAGCAAAUAAAAAAUCAACCGA